Molecule: messenger RNA, 870 nt
Organism: Suricata suricatta (meerkat)
Lineage: Eukaryota; Metazoa; Chordata; Mammalia; Carnivora; Herpestidae
Product: tetraspanin-17-like
Biological process (GO): protein localization to plasma membrane; protein maturation; regulation of vascular endothelial growth factor signaling pathway
Cellular component (GO): membrane
Source: RefSeq, a predicted model, not a curated record
AUGCCGCGCAAGCACCAGCACUUCCAGGAACCCGAGGUCGGCUGCUGCGGGAAAUACUUCCUGUGUGGCUUCAACAUUGUCUUCUGGGUGCUGGGAGCCCUGUUCCUGGCCAUUGGUCUCUGGGCCUGGGGUGAGAAGGGCAUUCUCUCCAACAUCUCAGCGCUGACAGAUCUGGGAGGCCUGGACCCCGUAUGGCUGUGUGUGGUGGUUGGAGGUGUCAUGUUGGUGCUGGGCUUUGCUGGCUGCAUCGGGGCCCUCCGGGAGAACACCUUCCUACUCAAGUUUUUCUCUGUGUUCCUCAGCCUCAUCUUCCUGGAGCUGGCAACAGGGAUCCUGGCCUUCGUAUUCAAGUACUGGAUUCGAGACCAGCUCAAUUUCUUCAUCACCAACAAUGUCAAGGCCUAUCGGGACGACACUGACCUCCAGAACAUCAUUGACUUUGCUCAGGAAUAUUGGUCUUGCUGUGGAGCCCGCGGCCCUAAUGAUUGGAACCUCAAUAUCUAUUUCAACUGCACUGACUUGAAUCCGAGCCGGGAGCGCUGCGGGGCGCCCUUCUCCUGCUGCAUCAGAGAUCCUGCGGAAGAUGUCCUCAACACCCAGUGUGGCUACGAUGUCCCACUCAAGCUGGAGCUGGAGCAGCAGGGCUCCAUCCACACCAAAGGCUGUGUGGGCCAGUUUGAGAAGUGUCUGCAGGACAACCUGAUUGUUGUGGCUGGGGUCUUUGUGGGCAUCGCCCUCCUCCAGAUCUUUGGUAUCUGCCUGGCCCAGAACCUUGUGAGUGACAUCAAGGCAGUGAAGGCCAACUGGAUCAAACAUGAUGAUGGCUACAAGCUACUCAAAUAAACAAAACCUUGAAAACCAAAAAAAAAA